Chelonoidis abingdonii (Abingdon island giant tortoise) is the source of this 927-nucleotide messenger RNA. The record is from RefSeq and is a predicted model, not a curated record. NCBI's taxonomy places the organism in Eukaryota, Metazoa, Chordata, Testudines, Testudinidae.
CACUGACCUCCCUUCUUUUCUUUGCCCUGAAUAGAGUUUCCAGUUUCCAAACCUAAUGUCAUUUUGCAGCUGGAACGAGAGGAAGAGCCGUGGGUCCCAGAUCUCCAAGUCUCUGAGAAAGAAGUGCUCCCGAGAGCUGCCUACACAGGCGCAGGGAGUGAUCUAUGUCUGGAUUCUCUCUGUCUCCCAUCAGGUGAUGAGAUGGUGAGUGAUAACGAGGAGGAGAAACCCCAGCAGGAAGAUGCUGAGCAAGUAGAAGCAUAUGGGACAUUAUCAGGAAGAUCCAAAGGGAAUGUUUCCGGGAUUUGUGCACACCCAGAAAAAGCAAAAGCCUGUGAGAGUGAGCAGAGGCCAGAGGAAAUCUUCAGUAGCUUGUCAGACCUUAUUUCAAGUGAGAGAAUCAUCUCUGAAGACACAUAUUACACAUGCCAUGAGUGCGGGAAACGCUUCAAUUGGCGUUCAUACCUUAUCAGACAUCAGAGAAUCCACAGGGGAGAGACGCUCUACACAUGCUCUGAGUGUGGGAAAAGCUUCAAUCAGCGCUCAAACCUUAUCACACAUGGAAGAAUCCACACAAGGGAGAAGCCCUACACGUGCACUGAAUGCGGGAAAAGCUUCAAACAGCGCUCACACCUUAUCACACAUCAGAGAAUCCACACUGGAGAGACGCCUUAUACGUGCACUGAAUGUGGGAAAAUCUUCAAACAGAGCUCAAACCUUAUCACACAUCAGAGAAUCCACACAGGAGAGACACCUUAUACGUGCACUGAGUGUGGGAAAAGCUUCAAACAGCGCUCAAACCUUAUGACACAUCGGAGAAUCCACACAAGGGAGAAGCCCUACACGUGCACUGAGUGCGGGAAAAGCUUCAAACAGCGCUCACACCUUAUCACACAUCAGAGAAUCCACACAGGAGAGACGCCCUAC